AUGUGGUUCACCGGCGGAGGAGGAGGAGGAGGACUAAGGGAGCUUUGUAGAGCCUCCGCGGCUGUUUUAGAGAACAAGAUGAGCUAUAACUCUCUGUUGGUGCGAUACAUGUCGAGAGAACGAGCUGUAAACGUCCGAAAGAUAAACCCAAAGGUUUCGAUCCAAAAAGCUCACAUCAUCUCCACUUCUCUCUACGAUGUCUUCAAGAAACAUGGUCCUCUCUCCGUUCCCAACACUUGGCUCCGCGCUCAGGAAGCUGGGGUUAGUGAAAUAAACAGCAAAACUCAUAUGAAGCUGUUGCUGAAAUGGAUGAGAGGGAGAAAGAUGCUCAAGUUAAUCUGUAAUCAAGUUGGUUCCUCUAAGAAGUUUUUUCACACGAUUUUACCUGAAGAUCGUCAACAAGAGACACCACCUCCUGCUGCUGCUGCUGCUGCGCCAACUGAGAACAAGAAACAAACCUUCAAGGGAAGAAGCAAAUAA
Molecule: messenger RNA, 480 nt
Organism: Brassica oleracea var. oleracea
Lineage: Eukaryota; Viridiplantae; Streptophyta; Magnoliopsida; Brassicales; Brassicaceae
Exons: 2
Coding region: 1-480 (159 amino acids)
Source: RefSeq, a predicted model, not a curated record